Molecule: messenger RNA, 1213 nt
Organism: Cajanus cajan (pigeon pea)
Lineage: Eukaryota; Viridiplantae; Streptophyta; Magnoliopsida; Fabales; Fabaceae
Product: MADS-box transcription factor 6
Biological process (GO): positive regulation of transcription by RNA polymerase II
Cellular component (GO): nucleus
Molecular function (GO): DNA-binding transcription factor activity; RNA polymerase II transcription regulatory region sequence-specific DNA binding; protein dimerization activity
Source: RefSeq, a predicted model, not a curated record
UAUGUUUACAUGAAUGCAUUUCAACGUGAAAAACAACAUAAUAUAUAAUAGCAGUUAGUAAAUUAGAAAAACUUAAAGUUUACGAUGAGUUCUAAGAGCCUGAUAUUGCGGGGAAAAGCGUGGUCAUGAGUUUGGCGAUAGAAGUAGAAUAUGGAAUCUUGAUCGUAUUAUCUUUAUGCAUGUGCUUAUCCAUUACCCCUUCUGCAGUUUAAUAUAUAAAGAGAGAAGAGGAAUAGAACCAUAUAGUUAAAUUUAAAUAUUUACUGUGUGAGAGAGAGAGAGAGAGAGAAACCAUGGGAAGAGGAAGGGUUGUUCUUGAGAGAAUAGAGAACAAGAUAAACCGUCAAGUAACGUUCUCAAAGCGCAGAAGUGGGUUACUGAAGAAGGCCUUUGAGCUUUCUGUGCUGUGUGAUGCUGAAAUAGCACUCAUCAUCUUUUCUAGCCGUGGCAAGCUUUUUCAGUACAGCAGCACUGAUAUUAACAAAAUCAUCGAGAGGUAUCGCCAAUGUCGUUACAGCAAGUCACAGGCUGGCGAUUCAUCAGAACUUGAAUCACAGAACUCAUACCAUGAAUUCUUGAAGUUAAGAUCAAAAUAUGAAUCUCUAGAGAGGACCCAAAGGCAUUUUCAAGGAGAAGAACUUGAGCCACUUAGCUUUAAAGAAUUACAGAGCCUCGAGAAACAACUAGACAUAACUCUCGCACUAACUCGACAGCAUCAAGCGAAGAAACUCAUGGCCCGAGCGGAUGAAUUACGCGAAAAGGUGUACAAGUUGGAAGAACUUAACAAACAAUUGGAGUCUAAGGUUUUCACUUUAAAUAAUCAUGAAAAAGAUGAAUUCUCAACCCUCAUCCUUGACAAUAACAAUUAUGUUCAAUUGCAUGCUACACAAGUAGAUCAAUUUGAAUCUGGGACAACACUAAACACAUGGUUUCAACAUCAAGAAGUUGUUUCAAAGGAAAAAACAAUUGAUACAGGAACGAUGGAUAGUCAAGACAAUCUCAACAGAAAUAAUGGAUGGUUGUAGGAAUAUUUAUUUGUUUUACAUGUUAAAAAAUAUUUAUCAUAAUUUGUAAGGUGUUUGUGUAUUGGUGCCCACAUAAAUACUUUAUAUAAAGUAAAUGUUAUUUUUACUAAAUGCAUAUUCCUAAUAGAAGAUUAUGUGUUUAUGUACUAGAACAGGGGAAAAAUAUGUAUUUUAUCUAUCAUUGUAUA